GUUCGUACCAUUUCCAAGAUGGCGGCAAAGGCUAAAAAGGACAAGAAGAAGGGCAAGACGAUGGCCCUGACUGAUUUCCUGUCUGAUGAGGCAGGAAACCAGCAGGGCCCAGGAGCCAGCUACGUGUUCUCCAGCAAAAGCACUGACUGGGCGGCAGAGAUGGACAAUGCUGACAUGGCAGACAUUGACCCAGCAUAUUCACUGCCAAGCAUAGACAGAACAAAGCUACCAACUGCUCCAAAGGCUGCGAGAGGUCCUGAAGACAUGUCCAGAGUUCCGACAGAUCCCCCAUUCACAGCAUUUGUUGGCAACUUGCCAUAUGAAGCGUCUGAAGAGAAGUUGAUGGUAUUCUUCGAGCAGCUUGAUCCGGAUAAUGUGCGAUUACCUGACGACAAUGGCAGGAUGCGUGGGUUUGGAUACGUGCAAUUUAAAACCAGACAGGGACUGAUUGAUGCACUUGGAAUGAACGAAGAGGUGUUUGGUGGUCGAAAAAUAAGAGUGGACUUGGCUGGAGAAUCACAGAAUGAUAACCGUAAGGGUGGUGGUCGUGACGAUGGAGGUCCUGACAGAACAGAAGGCGACUGGCGAUCACAACCAAAGUCAGACUCAGCAUAUAGUGACAGAGGAAACUAUGGUCGCUCAGAUGACAGAGGGCCAAGUCGCUAUGAUGACAGGGGGCCGAGUAGAGAUGACCGUGGACCUGCAAGAUAUGAAGACCGAGGUUUUGGAGGUGACAGGCGAUCUGAUCGAGGAGGAGAUUACGGGGGAUUUGGGCGUCGUGAAGACCGCGGAUUCGGAGGCGGAAGAGACAGAAACGAUGAUGAUAGACGGGGUGGGUUUGGUGGCGGCGGCAAUAGAGACGAUGGGGGUCGAGGGUUUGGUUCUGGUUUCCGAAGAGAUGAUGAGGGUCGUGAUGGUGGUGGGGCAUGGGAGAGACAAACUUACCAGCCGCGCGCUGAUCAAGGGUAUGACAGAAAUCGUAGGGAUGGAGGAGGUGGUGGAGGGUUCGACAGAGAUCGCAGGGAUGGAGGUGGCGGUGGAGGGUUCGACAGAGAUCGCAGGGAUGGAGGUGGCGGUGGAGGGUUUGACAGAGAUCGUAGGGAUGGCGGUGGCGGAGGAGGGUUUGACAGAGAUCGUAGAGAUGGAGGUGGCGGAGGAGGGUUUGAACGAGAACGGGAGGAAAGAACUGACAGCAGAGAGCAAGAAGUGCCCAAGGAGCGCCCUAGGUUGAACCUUCAGCCACGCACGAAACCAGCCGAGGUUAUAGACAACCAGAAAGCCAAGCAGCCACCCCCACAACGGUCUUCUGCAUCCAUAUUCGGAAGUGCUAAACCGGUAGACACAGCACAGAGGGAACGAGAAAUUGAGGAGCGUAUGAUGCGACAGAAACAAGAACCCGCAGAAAAAAAGAGUUCACUCGAGUCCAGAGGUUACGGGUCCUCGAGAGGGUACGAGGAUACGAGGGAGAGACGAACAGAGAGUCAUACAGACCAUGAUAAAGAAAGCCGGAAUUUAUCACGUCCAGAGGGUGGGAGGAGACGAUCGGGCAGUGAUCGGUCUGAGGACGGGGAUGCUCGUAGGGAACGCCGUUCCAGUGGCAGCUCAAAGAAAAAAGAAAUAACCUCCCCUGCAGGUUCAGUAACAUCAUCCUCCGGUAGAUCUCGACAGGCGAGUGGCGACCCGUCUCACACGGAGGUUUUUACAGAGUCAGAAGUAGGGAAGGGACAAGGUUCGCCGGGCAACGCCCACCAGGAAGAGGCAGCUAAACUGGUUCCAGCACCACCCCCUAAGGAGAAUAUUUGGGAGAAGAGGAAAAUCACACAGCAACCAGGCCAGUCUGCCCCUGAGCCCAGGUCGCCUCCUGCAGGACCCAUCUCCCCUUCGGCCGAGCCAAGGUCACCUCCUGCUGGCUCCAAGGCGGAGACCAAGUCACCAGCCCAACCCCAGCCUUCUAGUACUUCUGCCCCGCCAAGGCAGCAGGCUAAAGCAGAGGCUUCUCCAAAUAAGCCGGAAGGGAAGAAGGAGUUUGUUGCUGCUGGACCCCCAAAGGAGAACGUUUGGGCAAAGCGCAAACAAGAACAGGUUGUAACAGCAAAACCAUCACCAUCUGGUCCUGAACCCACAACAGCGCCACCUUCAGUUCCUCCAGGCCCUGCAGGUGUGCCCAACGCCUGGGCAGGGCGGGGUAGAGGCGCAGAGAGGGGACGGGCCCCUAGGGGAGGUGGAGGAUAUGGGCGUGGCAGAGGAGCAGAACAGCCACGCAAGACGGAAAAGAAGGAAAAACCUUUGCCCCAGUCAAUAGAUGAAAUGCCGAAACUAGAACAAAAAUCUACCAAGGUUUUUGUUGACAGUAACAAAUUUGCUGGGUUGUUAGAUGAUGAAGAUGAAGAGGAAACAUAGGCAAAGUUUUAUACCAUACCAUAGACAUUUUCUAAACUGUUGACUGCAUUUUCUGAACUGUAGCCUGUUGUCUGCUUCCUCACAGACAACAUGUGUUCUUGAACCUUAUGGAUUCUAAGUAUAAUUAGUUCCAUGAAUUGAUGAGCAUUUUGGUUUACCUCUGCUUUUUAUUGAUAUGGGUAAAAAAGCACAGGCGGCAGUUACGUUGACAGGACCCAACCUAUUUACCUAUUUGUUGACCCCCCCCCCCCCCCCUCCCCAUUUUCUUUUAGAAAAUAGGGUGGACAAACUUUACAAAGUAAGAAAUAAUAUAAUAUAUUGGGAAUAUUUUGUCAUGGAAUUUUUGUUAAAUCGAUCAUGUUCCAAUCAUUUUUUUUUCUUGAAAAUAUAUAUAUAAAAAAAUAAUAUAGGGUGGGUCCUGUCAGUGUAACUGCUGCCUUUUGGUUAAAGCAUUAACUGUGGUUGAAUGAUAAUUUAUGCACAUAUGGAGAUUAAUAUUCAUCAUUUGCAAAAUUGUACAAAAGAGAAACUGCAUUGUAAAUAUCUGUAAUGUUUGAAUGGUUUCCUAUCAACAAAAGUUUUUAAUUGUGUUUAUGGAUUUCUUAUCAUUAACAACGUUUGAUGAUAAAAAAAGGUGUUAUGGAAUUUUGGUAAUAAUGGUAAAUAAUGGUUUAAUUACAUUUUGUAUACAUGUAAAUGUGUUUAUUGUUCAUUUGAUAUAAACAGUAAUGAGAAAAUCAGCGGAUGUGACUCUUCUGUACUCUAUUUUUAAAUUUUGGUGCAAUCUUGACUGUCUCCCUACCCUCAAAAAAUCUAUUUAAGAUAUUACAUGUACAUGGACAGAGAUCACAUGUGUAUGCUUCCAUUGCCUAGAUGCAUGUGUGGCAAGACCCAUGGCUUGCAUCCUAAAUAAGUGAUUAGUAAUUGUUUGAUAAUUGUUAGCAUAUAUCCACUUAUUCACUCGAGUUGUUUUUUUGUAUUGUUCUUGUAUUUCAAAAUCAGAAAAGAGAAUUUUUAUACUGAGAUAAGUAUUCAUUAAUUUUGUAAUGCAUUCAGCAUUUAUCAUCGUUUCAUUGCCAUUUAUUUCACUGUUUUAUUUCUAAUACAUGCAUCGUUAAUUAUUAUGAUGCUAUUUGUAUCGUCAUCCAAAUCAUUUCUUUAGCAUGUGUUAUUAGUUAAGAUUCAUACAUACUAGACUUUUGUUAUUGAAAUCACAUUUAUGAAUGAACUUAGUAUGCAAGAAUCGAGUUACAUGUGUGUGACUUAAUUUCAUUAGAUAGUCGUAAGCAAAAACCAUUACAAAAACCAUUUUAUCACAUAAUGUUUUGAGUGUAAUACAUAGGUAUUUUCUUGUAUUACACUUGUGUAAAAUGAAUUGAAUUUACAUAAUUUCAUCCUACCUAUUUAGUGUAAACUUUUUACAGAAUUUUUUUUAACUUUUACCAUUGGCAACAAAUGUGUCUGGUGAUAAAAGAAUCUUAAAUUCAUUGCCACAUAAUACAUGUAUUAUUUUAUGACACUUCAAUAAACACUUGCUAUAUAAAUUUUUCCUGAACUUGUUUUAUAAUUUUAUGUAUUUAAUGGCAUCAAGUAAGAUGAUCCCAUAUAGAUAUAAAUAUGCAUAUUUAAAUUCUGCUUUAUUAAUUAUAAGGUGUAUUUGGCUUCUAUUAAGCGUCAAUUGUAAACAAUUCUCUGCUGUUAAUUUAUGCCAUGUGGUCACUAUUUGUAUUACUACUGCUGAUAUUAUCAUUCAAUCUUUAACUCUCUAUACAGUUAAUAGUACAACCUUAUGGAAGUCAAGAGGAUUACAACAGAAGUCGUAUCAAUAAGGACCGCAUACCAUUACAAAGUCGUACCAUAUUUGGAUAACUCGUCCCAUAUCUUUGUUUCGUUGUACAGUCAGACCCUGUUGGCUCGAACUCCCACGGACUGGCGAAAAUACCUCAAUUCUCAGAAAAGUCAAGCCAAGAGGAAUUGCUUACCUUUAGUGUAAAGAAAUCCGUCCUUUAAUUCCAGUUUGAGGCAUCAAGGAGUUCUUGCCAAGUGAGUUUAAGUCCUUGGGGUUUGACUGUAUUACCACAGAUAAGGACCAUGAUUUUUGAAGUUUAGAACAUAUUUUUGUUAACACGUGGUACUCAAAUUAGAGAAAGCAUUAUGGGCGGUUCCCCAAAUGCGGUUGAGGUUUGUGUUGAUACGACUUCCUGUAUAUCUGUCAAGAGUUGUACAGAAAAUUGUCAAAAUUUUUAUCAGAUAAGUAAAGAUUCUUAAUGUUAAAUGUCAAGGUUGAACAUAACAGCAAUAGAUGAUAAGGGAACGUUAUAUGAUGUGACUGAAGAACCAGUCAUUUGCCAUUUAAAAGAUGUCUAAUAUACCCCUGUUUAAACGAAGCUUAAGUGGCAGCAAUUUCCCACCUGGAUUAAGUGGCCAUUUUGACCUUUUCCAAAGGUGGCCACUUAAUACAGGUUUGACUGAAUGCUAAUAAUCUGGAUGGUUUGAAUGCGGUAACUGAAUGAUUGUUGCCUUUUCUUUAGUUGCUAGUCUUGUAUGUAAGAAUUGCUCAAAAGAAUUGCAGAACCUGUACUUGCAUACAGGUGUAGGAUAAAAUCCGCCAUCUAUUGUAGAAUAGGUGGCAAAAUUCCCAGCAUCCACCCCAGCCCCAUGAUAUAACACUUGACACUUAAAAAUCACCUUCACCUUAAGAAAAUCACCUUCACUUUGGAAAGUUUGUCCACCUAUCUAAAAAACGGGGAGGGGGCGUCUUUCUAUGAAUGUUAGCACUGGCUUUCUUAUACAUGUUUGUUUAUUCAAGACUAGAGAAUAGUUUCUGUAUAUAGUUCUUUUAUAAUUGUGUGAUGCUUGUUUUGAGUAGAAGUGUCUUGGAGAUAAUAAAGUUGGUAUAUUUAUUUUAAUUGACUGCCUAUUGUACAUAAUCAAAUGAACUAAAAUGAUUAAAUGUAUAAAUUACA
Molecule: messenger RNA, 5366 nt
Organism: Mya arenaria
Lineage: Eukaryota; Metazoa; Mollusca; Bivalvia; Myida; Myidae
Product: eukaryotic translation initiation factor 4B-like
Exons: 18
Coding region: 19-2400 (793 amino acids)
Molecular function (GO): RNA binding
Source: RefSeq, a predicted model, not a curated record